Molecule: messenger RNA, 681 nt
Organism: Auxenochlorella protothecoides
Lineage: Eukaryota; Viridiplantae; Chlorophyta; Trebouxiophyceae; Chlorellales; Chlorellaceae
Product: NADH dehydrogenase (ubiquinone) complex I, assembly factor 6
Exons: 3
Coding region: 1-681 (226 amino acids)
Biological process (GO): biosynthetic process
Source: RefSeq, a predicted model, not a curated record
AUGCGGUGCCAGUGGUGGCAGAGCGCCGUGAACGACCUGUACAAGGGCCACGCCCCAGACCACCCUGUCAUGACCGCCCUGGCGGAGGUACUGCAGCAGGCGCAGCUGACGCGGUACCGCCUGCAGCGCAUCGUGGCCAGCCGGGAGGAGGUGUCGGGGCUGGGCCAGCAGCCAGAGAGCCUGGCGGAGCUGCUGGCGCAGCUGGACUCCAGCCUGGGCCAGCUGUCCCAGCUGCAGCUGGAGGCGGCCCACGACGCCUCCCCCACCUCGGCGGAAGCCGCACAGAAGGUGGCGAGGGGGGUGGGCCUCGCCAGGGUGCUGCGAGGCACGCCCCGGGAUGCCUCCCGGGGACGCACAAGGCUGCCUGAGGAGUCCACUGGCCGGCACGGGGUGUCCCUCUCCGGACUGGCGCAGGGCAGGCCCUCGCCGGAAUUGUGUGCCGUGGCUGCUGAGCUGGCAGGGGUGGCCAAGGGCAACCUGGCAGAGGCGCGCAAAAUGACUGCCGACGUGCCGCAGGCGAGCAGGCCGCUGCUGCUCCCUGCCCUCCAUGCCAGCCUGUGGCUGGACCGGCUGGCAGCCGUGGGGCACGAUGUGUUUAACCCCGCCCUCCAGAUCUCGCCAGUCUCGCCCCUGGGGUACCAGCUUCGCCUGAAGUGGGCCAUGCUCCGGCACCGCUUCUGA